Messenger RNA from Nothobranchius furzeri (turquoise killifish), 5446 nucleotides. It is a transcript of the gene tbc1d25, whose product is annotated as TBC1 domain family, member 25. Gene Ontology annotation, molecular function: GTPase activator activity. Gene Ontology annotation, biological process: activation of GTPase activity; regulation of autophagosome maturation. NCBI's taxonomy places the organism in Eukaryota, Metazoa, Chordata, Actinopteri, Cyprinodontiformes, Nothobranchiidae. Gene Ontology annotation, cellular component: autophagosome. The record is from RefSeq and is a predicted model, not a curated record.
UUCUACUGAAAACUUCCUGUAAAGAACGAAAACAGAAGAAGAUCCCGGACCAGUGGAGCUCUGUCGGCGCUAGCUCCACCAUGUCACGGUGACCAUGUCGGUGUGAACGGAAACUGUUUUCCUAGAAACGUUUCUGUUUCCAGACGGAGUCUUUAGGAUGGCAGGCGAGGAGGAGCGGGGGGUGGUUCGUGUCAAAGUCAAGAAAUGUGACGGCGCUCUUCCUGUCGAGUUUCGCUCCUUUGCUGUGGAUCCUCAGAUCACGUCUCUGGAGGUUCUGCAGCACAUCCUGAUCCGAGCCUUCGACCUGAACGGGAAGCGGAACUUCAGCAUCAGCUACUUGUCCCGGGAUCGGAGCGGAGUGGAGACGCACCUGUCUCUGCUGUCGGACUGGGAUCUGGACGUGGCGUUUAUGAGCGCAGCUAAACCGUUCCUGCAGCUGAAGAUGGACGUGAAGCCUUCAGAGGACAGUCCAGUCAUGGAGGACUGGGACAUCAUCAGUCCCAAAGACGUGAUUGGCUCUGAGCUGCUUACUGAGAGGACCAGGACGUUGGCUUCUGCAGCUCUCCCCUUCACCCAGUCCUUACUGUCCCAGGUGGGUCGGACCCUGUCUCGAGUCCAGCAGGCCUUCACCUGGUCCUAUGGGGAGGAGAUCAGACCUUUCAAACCUCCGCUGAGCGACUCGGAGUUCCACAGCUACCUGAACGGACAGGGCCAGCUGACCCGGCCGGAAGAACUACGGCUGAGGAUCUACCACGGUGGCGUGGAGCCGUCGCUACGAAAGGUGGUGUGGCGCUACCUCCUGAACGUCUAUCCCGACGGACUGAGCGGGCAGGAGAGGAUGGACUACAUGAAGAGGAAGACGAGGGAGUACGAGCAGCUGAAGAGGGAGUGGACGGCCCGGGUCAGCCACGAGGAGCUGGAGUUCAUCCGUGGAAACGUUCUGAAGGACGUCCUGAGGACGGAUCGAGCUCACUCGUACUACGCCGGCUCAGAGGACAGUCCACACCUGACCGCCCUCACCGACCUGCUCACCGCGUUCGCCAUCACGCACCCUCAGAUCUCCUACUGCCAGGGCAUGAGUGACAUCGCCUCUCCCAUCCUAGCAGUCAUGGACAACGAGGCACACGCCUUCAUCUGCUUCUGCGGCAUCAUGAAACGCGUGGAGGGAAACUUCCGACCAGACGGGCAGCUCAUGUCCGUCAAGUUCCAGCACCUGAAGCUUCUCCUGCAGUACUCGGAUCCGGAAUUCUACACCUACCUGGUGUCCCGAGGAGCCGACGACCUCUUCUUCUGCUACCGCUGGCUUCUCCUGGAGCUGAAGCGAGAGUUUGCGUUCGACGAUGCUCUGCGGAUGCUGGAGGUGACCUGGAGCUCCCUGCCCCCGGAUCCUCCUGAAACGGAAGUGGAGCUCCUGGGACCGCUGGUGGAGGCCGAACAAACGGCCUUUAGAGGGGGGACCCUGGAAAAUGUCCGUAGAGGUGAUGAGGGACAAAAGGAGAAGCAGCGUCGGCGGCACAUGCUGAGGCCUUCCAGAGGAGAACCGGAGGUGCGCAGAAUCCUCGCUGAAGAGAAGGAGGCGCGAGCCGGAGACGCUGGGAGGGAAAACGACGCUCCAGAAACCGCGGAGGAGUCGGAAUCCCGGCGUCGCUGCUGCCAGAGACAACCCAGCUUUGGAGAGUUUAAAUACUACACCGCUCGGAGUGAAGACAGCAUGGACGUGGAGGACGCUGACACGGCGAGGGACAAGCCAAGGCGCCAGUCCACCGUGGACAGCGAGGACGACCCAGGAGAACAGACGCCUCUCAUUACAAACUGUCCAAACGGUCCCUCUCCAGCACCGUCACGCUCCCUCUUCCCCGGUGGACUUCCAGCCUGGAAAAACGGACAUUCCGUCUCUCCUUCAUCUUCAGUUUCAAACUCCGGCUGGCCAGGAGUUUCUCCCGACUCUCCUCCCGAUCCCACAUCUCCGGCCAGCGGAGGCGAGGCCUCGUCAAAGACUGUCCCUAAAGUGUGGACUUCUCCGGUCCCGGUGCUGAGCACCGCAGAGACCAGCUGUCCUCCUGUGAAAACCUCCCCCUCUCACGGUCCCAGCAGGUCCCUGCUGUCCUCUCCCGUCCUGUCCUUCGGAGGCAGCAGGUUGUCUUCUCCGGGCCCCAGGUCCCCCAGCGCCGCCGCCAGCACGCCCGGCUCCCUGAAGGCGGAGACCACCAGCAUCAAACCCUGCUCUCUACCUCCUCCUCAGGAGUUCGGGAAGGGAAACCCCUUCAUGCUGUUCCUGUGCUUGUCCAUCCUGCUGGAGCACCGGGACCACAUCAUCAAGAACAACCUGGACUACAACGAGAUCGCCAUGCACUUCGACCGCCUGGUGCGCCGCCACAACCUCGGCAGGGUUCUGCAGCGGGCCAAGGCCCUGUUCGCCGACUAUCUGCAGAGUGAGGUUUGGGACUCGGAGGAAGGAGACGAGGUGAGCUCGGACUCUCCGACCACAGCGGCUCCUCCGUCCCCGUCUCCGCCCCUCUCCACGCGGCCCGUUUACAGCCCUUUAGCUUCACCCCCGUCGUCACCAAACUCCACCUACAACCUCAGCGCCACCGUUCCCCUCUCGGUUUCUUCCACUUCCUGAUUCCGUCCUGCAGCUUUGGACUUCACCGUGGUCGGACUCUGAGGUUCCGUUUGCCUCCUGAUGUUGGGCCGGGCUCGUCCCGCGUGCCUGCUGACGUGUAUUCCCGCCUGUAAUCAUCAUAUCCUUUGUUUUGUGAGGGCGUCGACUCUGCUGCUGCCGCCGCCGCUGCUGCAGCCGCUGCUGCUGCUGCAGCCGCUGCUGCAGCCGCUGCUGCUCCUGCUGCUGCUGCUGACGCUCCUCCUGCUGCUGCUGCUGCUGCUGCUGCUGCUGACGCUCCUGCUGCUGCUGCUGCAGCCGCUCCUGCUGCUGCUGCCGCUCCUGCUGCUGCUGCUGCUGCUGCAGCCGCUCCUGCUGCUGCCGCCGCCGCUGCUGCAGCCGCUGCUGCUGCUGCAGCCGCUGCUGCAGCCGCUGCUGCUCCUGCUGCUGCUGCUGCUGCUGACGCUCCUCCUGCUGCUGCUGCUGCUGCUGCUGCUGCUGCUGCUGACGCUCCUGCUGCUGCUGCCGCCGCCGCUGCUGCAGACGCAUGAAGUUUAAAUUGUGACAGCUGAAGCUCACUCGGCUUGCCUGGAUUCUGAAGGACCGCGGAGUCUUGUCGGUGCAUUCGGCCUUUCUCUGAUCUUUGUUUAUGUUUUGGUUUCGUGUCCGGAAACCCAGGAGGAGGGUUCAGGAGUCCGCUUUUACAUCUCCAGCAGAACCUGGCCAGGUUGUGGGUAACGAAUCUCAUGGCUGCUGUUGAUGUGCGUCUCCGAAGUUCCGCCGGGGUCUCCGGACCCUCGACGGGGCGGGCGUAGCCGCUGGCGCUCUCUCAGCAGGUGUGCCGAAGCCUUAAAGGGAGACUCCACUCAGCCUGUGUGAACGUCACAAAUCAUUCCCAUCUUGUUCUUGGCUUCCUGAAUGGCCUCGGUUCAGAGAAAUUGAGUCACGAGCCAACGGCUACAACGAGCUACGCUGCUGCAGCAGGUUCGUUUAGCACUUCCGGGUCAUCUGGGGGUCACGCCUGGCAGGAAGUCCUGAACAUUCCUUCUGGGAUGGGAAACAGAUAAAGAUGUGAAGCGUUUCUGGAGGAUGCUGAUGCCGUUUGUUUUUGGCUGCACCGCUAGCUGUUAGCUCAUCAGUCCUAAGAGACAUGAACUCUAUUUCUCUGAGCUGAGGCCGUUCAGGAAGACAUCUGCGGCAGUAACUUUAGUUUUUGACAUCUUCAGCUCUUCUAGAGGGAAAUCCGACCGUAUUUGGACCAGAGACGUUCUGAUGGGGCUUUAUCGUGCUCUCCUGCCCCUAGAGGGGGGGAGUGGUGCUGCAGAUGUGCUUUUACAUGAUCUCUGUGCCUGACGGGUUAGUAACACACUAACUAGUUGGUUCUUCUUCUUCUGCAUCUUUUUCAUCUCUUGAAUGACGUUUUUAUGUUUUUAUAUCGACGAGCACAACUUCUCGGUCCCGGAGAACCAACCUGGAUCGUGGAUCCCACCGUCGAGGUCCUUCAGGCGUUUAGCUCGAGCUCGUGCAUCAGCCACAGCUGUCGCUGCAACGCGCGGCGGCUGCGUCCGUCUUUAGGAACGCCGGGUCUGAGCAGCUCUGUCGAAACUUCUCAUGCUUUCUUUUCUGACUUGUUUCUGCUUUAAGCUGAUGAGCCAAAAUAAUCAACGUGUCUUUUUCUGCCUUCCAUCUUUUAAUCAGCCGGGUGCUCCGGCGCUUCAGCCGCCCCCGGUGGUGUGUGUGUGUGUGUGUGUGUGUUUCUGGGUUUGUGCAAUAAGGAUGUACCCGUUAGCCUCUACUUUAUGCAUUGUUGUAGUUGAUUUGUUUAGUUGUUUACUUUGAUUGUGACCGUUGUUGUUUACUACGGUCAGCUGAUUAGCUCCGUCGACUCUGCUGAGAGACGCUAAACGACCGAAAACGGUCCGAGCCUCCGGACCAACUAAACCCGACGGGUUUUCUGUUUAAAAACUUUUUAAAUUUGUUUCUGUUUUUGUUUGUUUAGAAAUGCAAACAUGUCUGAACCCCCACUGGUCGGCCGAAGGAGCGGUUCUGGUAGGUUUGCAGUCAUUAAAGCGCCUCAGAACUCCUCAUCCAGGUGUCCCGGCGCUCCGUUCCAGGUGUUGUUGGUGACAUCAGAUAAGUUUGAAUCUGAAGUUUUCAGUCGUCGCUGUUGGUUCUGUUCUGAUCGGAUCUAGUCUUAUGGGCCGGGUCGGAGCAGGAAGCUGUUCCUCCCGCCUGAUCCCGACUAAACCGGGUCGGGCUGCUCUUUGAUAACUUUCACCAGGUAGUGAUGCUGGAGCACCUCUGCAGGUCACUGAGAGGUUCUGCUCUGGUUCUGUAUCUAAACUCAGUCAGAACACAUGGAUGAUCGUGUCCUGUGAUUUUUAAUAUUUCCCUUUUUUUUGUAUUUUAAGAUCAAAACGGUUCUGUGGAGGCGCUGCUUUUUACAGUAGAAGUUUUACGUGGCUUUGUUUUGGGCAGACGUCCCUGCGGCGGUCGUGUUCGACACGUUUUAUUCUGCUGGAUGGGCGGGACCAGCAGAAACAUCGUCUGAGUUUGUUCCACAGAAUAAUUUUAGCCUUAAACUCAGAUCAUCACUAAUCUAAAGAGACGCUUUUACGAUGAAGGUGUUGAAGCGAAGCUGCAGCUGGCGCCUGACUCCUCAGCCGUACAUGAAAACAAAGUCUGGUUGUGGAGGUGAACACAUGAACUGGAGCUGGCUGGAGAUCUGUGCUUUUGUUCAAACAUGAUGUCUCAUGAAAUCAUAAAUGUGCACAAAGAUGAACUUUUAAACAACGAUGUUACUGGUUGUAUAUUGAACACAAAUUAAUGAUGCAAGUGAAUAAAGUU